CGGGCGCUGCUUAUUAUAGGAGGUGACGGUCUGAUGAUACCGGGCGCCGCUUAUUAUAGGAGGUGACGGUCUGAUAUCACCGGGCGCCGCUUAUCAUAGGAGGUGACGGUCUGAUGACACCGGGCGCCGCUUAUCAUAGGAGGUGACGGUCUGAUGACACCGGGCGCUGCUUAUCAUAGGAGGUGACGGUCUGAUGACACCGGGCGCCGCUUAUUAUAGGAGGUGACGGUCUGAUGACACCGGGCGCCGCUUAUUAUAGGAGAUGACGGUCUGAUGACACCGGGCGCCGCUUAUUAUAGGAGGUGACGGUCUGAUGACACCGGGCGCCGCUUAUCAUAGGAGGUGACGGUCUGAUGAUACCGGGCGCUGCUUAUUAUAGGAGGUGACGGUCUGAUGACACCGGGCGCCGCUUAUCAUAGGAGGUGACGGUCUGAUGACACCGGGCGCCGCUUAUCAUAGGAGGUGACGGUCUGAUGACACCGGGCGCCGCUUAUCAUAGGAGGUGACGGUCUGAUGACACUGGGCGCCGCUUAUUAUAGGAGGUGACGGUCUGAUGACACUGGGCGCCGCUUAUUAUAGGAGGUGACGGUCUGAUGACACUGGGCGCCGCUUAUUAUAGGAGGUGACGGUCUGAUGACACUGGGCGCCGCUUAUUAUAGGAGGUGACGGUCUGAUGACACUGGGCGCCGCUUAUUAUAGGAGGUGACGGUCUGAUGACACUGGGCGCCGCUUAUUAUAGGAGGUGACGGUCUGAUGACACUGGGCGCCGCUUAUUAUAGGAGGUGACGGUCUGAUGACACUGGGCGCCGCUUAUACACUGGGCGCCGCUUAUUAUAGGAGGUGACGGUCUGAUGACAUUGGGCGCCGCUUAUUAUAGGAGGUGACGGUCUGAUGACACCGGGCGCCGCUUAUUAUAGGAGGUGACGGUCUGAUGACACUGGGCGCCGCUUAUACACUGGGCGCCGCUUAUUAUAGGAGGUGGCGGUCUGAUGACACCGGGCGCAGCUUAUCAUAGGAGGUGACGGUCUGAUGACACUGGGCGCCGCUUAUUAUAGGAGAUGACAGUCUGUUGACACCGGGCGCCGAUUAUCACAGGUGACGGUCUGACGACACCGGGCGCCGCUUGUUAUAGGAGGUGACGGUCUGAUGACAUUGGGCGCCGCUUAUUAUAGGAGGUGAUGGUCUGAUGACACUGGGCGACGCUUAUUAUAGGAGAUGACGGUCUAAUGACACCGGGCGCCGAUUAUCACAGGUGACGGCCUGAUGACACUGGGCGCCGCUUAUUAUAGGAGGUGGCGGUCUGAUGACACCGGGCGCAGCUUAUUAUAGGAGGUGAUGGUCUGAUGACACUGGGCGCCGCUUAUUAUAGGAGGUGGCGGUCUGAUGACACCGGGCGCAGCUUAUCACAGGAGAUGACGGUCUGAUGACACUGGGCGCCGCUUAUUAUAGAUGAUGACGGUCUGAUGACACCGGGCGCCGCUUAUCACAGGUGACGGUCUGAUGACACUGGGCGCCGCUUAUUAUAGGAGGUGACGGUCUGAUGACACCGGGCGCAGCUUAUCACAGAUGACUGUCUGAUGACACCGGGCGCCGCUUAUCACAGGUGACGGUCUGAUGACAGUAUGUCUCCCACAAUGCCCUGCUGCAGGUCACGGGGCCGUCGUUGCGGAUCCUGGGGCGAUUUGUUGUCUGGAGCUGUGUGCUUGGUCCAGGAGCUGACACUCUAUUCUGUUAGCAGACGCCCCAGUGCAGGGAUGGAGAAACGUAAGGAGAAGAUGAAAUGCAGCGCGCUGUCUGCCAUGGUGACGGUGACGUUUCACGACGUGGCCGCCUGCUUUGCGGAGGAUGACUGGGACGUGAUGGAGGAGUGGCAGCGGGAGCUGUACCGGAGCGCCAUGAAGGAGAUCCACCGCGCCCUGCAGGAUCUGGGUUACAGGAUCCUGAACCCAGAGCUGUUGGUGAAGAUCGAGAAGUCGGGUGAGCAAGGGCGACGCUGCGGCAACCCGUCAACAAGUGGAGGCGUCCUCGUGCCGGACAUCCUGCUGAAAAUACAACGUCGUAAAGUGGACGGAAAAGAGGCGACGAGGAGACGCACGGAGUCCAUCCGAGGAAGUCGGGCUCGGAAACCGGAAUGUCCGCUGAAAGUCAAGCAGGAGAACAAAGCUUAUUACUCCGAUACCGAAUCCGAGGACAAAGCCACGUCGCCGCCUCCACACGAUCUUGUGGUUGUUGUGAAGCAAGAAGAUGCAGAGGACGAGCAGCAAGUAAAAACACCAGCGGAGUCACAGGAACCGGAGGGUGAGCGGCAGUGCCAAGAGGAAGCAGAACCUCCUGAUCCUGCUAAGAAGUUUGACAAAGCGAAGAGCUCUGAGGAUCUGACCAGUGAAGACCCCACAAAGCCUCUGAGCCCCUCCCCCUUGGUCAGCCCCGAUGGAGAUUCUGCAUUCCUGUUUUCUGAAGCUGGUCUGAAUAGGCCUCUCGCCCCAGAGUACUCCCUGGAGAGCGCCCUCGAGUUUGAGAAGUAUCUGAGCAGCCUGACGCAUCCUGCCCUACGGCGGCCGGCACGCAGCGAGUUUGACCACGGCUUCUACGAGAAUUACAGCAUCCACAGUAAGCAGCGACUGAUGCUGAUGGGGGAGAAGCGUUACCGCUGCACCGAAUGUGGCAAGGGCUUCACCAGGAACUCCCACCUGAAGGCGCACCGCAGGAUCCACACCGGGGAGCGACCCUACAAGUGCUCAGAGUGCAGCAAGACCUUCAGCGAGAACUCCCACCUGACCGUCCACCUGCGGGUCCACUCUGGAGAGAAACGCUACAAGUGCAGCAUGUGCGACAAAAGCUUCAGCGAGAACUCCAACCUCAUCGUCCACCAGCGGAUUCACACUGGCGAGAAACCCUACAAGUGCCCUGAGUGCGAGCUCUGCUUCAGCCAACACUCCAGCCUGGUGCGGCAUCGGCGCAAGCACUCGGGGGCGCGACCGUACAAAUGCGCGCACUGCGAAAAGACUUUUAGCCAGAAGGGUCACCUCAGCAACCACAUCCGGACACACACUGGCGAGCGGCCGUACAAGUGCCCCGAGUGUGGAAAAUGCUUCAGUGAACAUUCCCACCUGACUGGCCACCAGAAGAUCCACACUGGGGAGAAGCCUUACACCUGUGACGUCUGCCACAAGGGCUUCAGCAAGAUCUCCAACCUGAAGGCUCAUCAGCAGAUCCACACCGGUUACCGGCCCUACAUAUGUGCCCAGUGCGGCAAGAGCUUCACUCAGCACUCCACCCUGGUCCGACACCAGAGGGUCCACACUGGCAAACUGGACUCCUUCUGGAGGAAACUGUAUGAGGUGGAGGAUGCUCAAGAUGUCUCCUGGAAAGACAACCUCAGCCCUGAAAGCCGAGGAACUGAGGAGGAACUGUCCUGUCCCCACGACCAGCAGUGCUGACCACCUGGGACUAAUGUACUAUGAAUGUAAAGGAGCCACCCACCCUGUGGAGUCCUGCUCUGUCAAACCGAUAUAGGCAAUGUUAAAGCCUUUAGGUCAGUGUUUCCCAACCAGUGUGCCUCCAGCUGUUACAAAACUACAACUCCUAGCAUGCCCGCACAGCCAAAUGCUGUCCGGGCAUGCUGGGAGUUGUAGUUUUGCAACAGCUGGAGGCACACUGGUUGGGAAACACUGCUUUAGGUCACCCAACUUUCCCAGACCCUAAAAUGUUGAGUUGAUGUAGUGGUAACAGAUGAAGGAUGCUGCAGAGAAGACUUCUGCUUUCCUGGGCGCCUGGUGUGGUGGUGAUCUCCUGGAUUAUAAGGCCAGGGAAGCUGAGUGACAACAAUAUGUCCGCCUUCACUGUACAGGUGCCUGAGCGGAUACAUCACCAAGCCUGUCUGUCUCCAGGAAAGCUGGGUGACAACCCCUGCAGUGGAGCUUUCCCAGAUCUAGAUCUACUGUAGAAGAGCCCGAGAAGUCUUUCCUCUUGUUCUGACGGAGACUCCAGGCUUCGGGAUCUUGGUCAAUGUGAAUUUUCCGCUUUUAUUAUUUAUUUCAGUUUUGCGUCGUUAUAAAUUAUAAUAGUCUCGGACGGUUGUCCACUGCUCAGAAUAGUCAGCCACCGGCUGCGCGAGGCAUGGAAGGGUUAAUUGCGGCAUGAUGCAUGUAGAGCCGGCACCAUCCAUAAUACACAUGAUUGGCUCUGC
This is a messenger RNA of Bufo gargarizans (Asiatic toad), 4189 nucleotides long. RefSeq names its product zinc finger protein 34-like. Lineage: Eukaryota; Metazoa; Chordata; Amphibia; Anura; Bufonidae. The transcript has 7 exons. The record is from RefSeq and is a predicted model, not a curated record. Gene Ontology annotation, biological process: regulation of DNA-templated transcription. Bases 1623 to 3440 code for a protein of 605 amino acids.